Molecule: messenger RNA, 774 nt
Organism: Adineta steineri
Lineage: Eukaryota; Metazoa; Rotifera; Eurotatoria; Adinetida; Adinetidae
Source: the annotation of a GenBank genome assembly
AUGUUAUCAACUGCAAGUACAUCGAAUCAACAUCAACCGAAUUUUUGGUUUCCUGGUAGUCCAUUGCCGUCAUUUUUUUCCUCAUCAUCAUCUUCGACAACAGGAGGACAAGAGAAAAUUUCUUAUAUUCAACAACAACCAACAACAACAAACAAAGCUCUUUUUGAUUCCAGUGCAUGUAGUUCAAGUUCAGGAAGUUCACCACCAUUAUCAAAUGAUUUUCUUACACGUUCAAAUCCAUCGGCAACCACAUUAAAUUUAACUCAAUUUAAUUAUAUUCAACAAAAUCAUCAUCACUCAUCUGUUCUAACACCACCAUCAAAUAAUUUUCUUCCUCGAGAUGAUUGGUCACAAAUACCAAUGGCACAAACAACUACUUCAAACACCUCCGCAUGGCAUCCACAACAUAUAACAAAAGGUGUUUCAAUGGAGAAUUCUCAAGUGUCACAUUAUUCCAGUAUGAUGACUGAUAAUGAAUUAUUAUCAAAAGAUAUGAAACGUAAAAGUAGUCGACCAACAUUUACUGGACAUCAAAUAUUUGCAUUAGAAAAAAUGUUUGAAAAUACGAAAUAUUUAGCUGGAACAGAAAGAUCACGACUUGCUUGUCAAUUAUCGAUGAGUGAAGCACAAGUAAAAGUAUGGUUUCAAAAUAGACGUACAAAAUGGCGAAAGAAACAUGCUUCCGAAAUUCAUGGAGCAUCCGGUAAACGAAAUAAACAACAAAGUAAUGAUGAAUCAAUUCCGACGAUUGAAUCAGAUUCAAAUUCAACUUAA